Messenger RNA from Leucoraja erinaceus (little skate), 4053 nucleotides. RefSeq names its product ATP-dependent RNA helicase DHX33-like. Gene Ontology annotation, molecular function: ATP binding; RNA binding. NCBI's taxonomy places the organism in Eukaryota, Metazoa, Chordata, Chondrichthyes, Rajiformes, Rajidae. The record is from RefSeq and is a predicted model, not a curated record. Gene Ontology annotation, biological process: positive regulation of transcription by RNA polymerase I. Gene Ontology annotation, cellular component: nucleolus; intracellular anatomical structure.
CUCGGCCCGGUGCAGAUGGGGGGCGCAGGUUGUGCGCGUCAGCGGCAGCUCCGGCGGGCCCUCGCUGGCCGAAUGGAGGCGCGGCCCCCACCCGCUAAGAGGUUGAAGACGGCGGCGUGGCGCAGUCAGGGAGGUAACUAUGCUACCGGCCGGAACAUGGAGCAGCAGCGGAGGGAGCUCCCCAUCUACCGGGCUCGGGCCAAGCUGAUCGGCCAGCUCCGUCACCUGGACACCGCCAUCAUCAUAGGUGAAACAGGCUCUGGGAAGACAACACAGAUUCCUCAGUAUCUUUAUGAAGCUUGCAUCGGAGGGCACGGUGUCAUCGCAAUUACACAGCCGAGGCGAGUGGCAGCGAUAUCACUUGCAGCAAGAGUCUCGGAAGAGAAGAAAACGGAACUAGGCACAUUGAUUGGAUACACUGUGCGUUUUGAAGAUCUCACGUCACACAAGAGUAAAAUUAAGUUUUUAACGGAUGGGAUGCUGCUCCGAGAGGCCAUGGUAGAUUCCCUGCUCUGCCGUUACAGUGUUGUGAUUUUGGACGAGGCCCACGAGAGGACUGUACAAACAGAUGUUCUCUUUGGCAUCGUGAAAAGUGCCCAGAGAAAACGGAAGGAACUCAAUAAAACGCCAUUGAAGGUAAUUAUCAUGUCUGCCACAAUGGAUGUAGAUCUCUUCUCACAGUACUUCAACCGAGCACCAGUUUUGUAUCUGGAGGGGAGACAGCAUUCCAUUCAGAUCUUUUACACGAAGGAGCCUCAGAAUGACUACCUCCAUGCCUCGCUGGUGUCAAUUUUUCAGAUCCAUCAGGAAGCUCCACCCUCGCACAGCAUUCUAGUCUUUUUGACGGGUCAGGAGGAAAUUGAGGCCAUGAGCAGGACAUGCAAGCAAAUUUCAAAGAACCUUCCACAAGGCUCCUGCCAGAUGUCAGUGCUUCCUCUCUAUGCAUCGCUCCCUCCCUUGCAGCAACUUCGUGUUUUUCAACAAGGACCGAAGGACCGUCGCAAAGUGAUCCUUUCAACAAAUAUAGCAGAAACAUCUGUCACAAUUCCAGGCAUCAAAUAUGUUGUGGACACAGGAAUGGUUAAAGCUAAACGUUACACCCCUGAGAGUGGACUAGAGGUUCUUGCUGUGCAGCAAGUGUCGAAAGCCCAGGCGUGGCAACGAGCCGGGCGUGCAGGAAGGCAGCACUCGGGAAUCUGCUACCGUCUCUACACAGAGGACGACUUUGAAAAAUUCCUCAACAUGACCGUCCCAGAGAUACAAAGGUGUAACCUGGCAAGUGUGGUGCUGCAGCUCCUGGCACUUAGGAUUCCCAACAUUCUCACGUUUGAUUUUAUAUCCAAACCAUCUCCAGAUGCUGUCCGAGCAGCUGUUGACCAACUUGAACAACUGGGAGCUGUGGAGCGCAAAAACAACCAGAUCAUCCUGACACCCUUGGGGAUCAAAAUGGCAGCAUUUCCUUUGGAACCCAGAUUUUCCAAGACUCUCCUGGUGUCCCCAGAAUUUCACUGCACUGAAGAAAUCUUGACUAUUGUUUCCUUGCUGUCGGUGGACAGUGUCCUGUACAAUCCUCGGGCGCAGCAGGAUGAAGUACUUUCUGCCAGGAGGAAAUUCAUCUCCAGUGAGGGAGAUCAUAUGACCCUAUUAAAUGUAUAUUACGCCUUUAAAAACACAGCAGGACAAAGGGAAUGGUGCAGAGAAAACUAUGUGAAUAGCCGAAACAUGACCAUGGUGAUGGAAGUUAGACGUCAGCUGCGGGACAUUUGUGUGAAGUUCGGAGUUCACUUGGAGUCGUCCCGUGCGGACACGAGCAAUGUCCGGCGAUGCCUGGCCCACAGUCUGUUUCUGAAUGCCGUGGAGCUUCAACUGGACGGAACUUACCUCACCCUGGAUUCCCGGCAGCCAGUGGUGAUCCACCCCUCCUCCGUCCUCUUCCACUCUAGGCCUCCUUACAUGUUGUACAACGAGCUGCUGCACACCUCCAAGUGCUACAUGCGAGAUUUGUGCGUGGUGGAUCCUGAGUGGCUUUAUGAGGCAGCCCCAGAAUACUUUAGGAGAAAGUUGAAAGGAGCAAAGACCUAGUGGAUCUAGUUGGUGCAGUGUCCGACUUCAUAUCUGUUGUAAUGAUCAGCGUUAUUGAACUUCUGCUGGUUUAGGCUGGACAACCUGCCUGUUUUUUAACCAAUUUUAUACGUUUUCCAAAUGGAAUUGUUAUAUACUGCAUUGAGCUUUUCUAAUGCAGCUUUCCAGCAUUUGAUAACAACAGCGAGGCAUAACUGAAACUUUAACGGGAGAAUGCGUUCUGCCUCAUGCUUGUGGCACUCAAUGUCCCUGCACUUUGCUCAAUGGUGAAGUCGUACAUAGAGCCUUGGCACCAGAACCUCCUUAACUGCAGAUGAAAAGGAUGUGAACAGCUGUAGCUUUUCAUUGUCUGACUGUUGAAUUGUAUGGUCUCAGGGAAGUAUGUGUGUGUGUGCGCAUGGUUGAGUCUGUGCAUGCAUAUUCAUUCCCGUGUGUCCGAGACUCUCCCCAGUGUCCUAGGGAGGAAAAACUAACUGAUCACGGGCUGGACUUGUUCGUUCUUUAAUUCUUUAUCCAGACAUUUUGUUUUCAGCUUCAUGCUUUGUUUAAUUCUGAGGAUCAUGUAUAUAUAUUUAGCAGAAUUAUGUCAGACUGGGCAAGCUGGAGUAGUUAUACUGUCCAUGCAUUAGGAGAGAGGAGCUUGGAGUCCUAUGGAGGAUUGUGAGUCCGUAGCCUGAGUGAGGCUGUAUGCAGAGUGUGCUUAAAGGCAGGCUUUCCAUGUGGGGGUAUCUCAUGUGUGUAAAAUGCUGAGUGUUCACUUAAGAGUAGAGAGCAAAGGGAGUGUGCUUCAACCUAUACUCGCCAAGUUUCUAGUUUUAAUAAUUUGGGACAGAUACCUUUUGGGGAAUCUUGCAUUUUUAGAAAUAAAAAUAUUGACAUUCUAAGUGGACCAUUCAAACCAAAACAUUUUAGGCCCACUGCAAUCAGUUGCAAUCAGUUUUUAAUAGAAUCUGUAGUAUAAUUUAAUUACCAUAAUUCACUGGUGCAUUCUCCUUGCUUACAGUCAUCUGUUUUGCAGAAGUAUUUUACCCUGAGGCUCCUCAUGUUAACAGUAUGAAGGAUUGAAGUCAGACUUUAUCCUGCGAGGUGGUAUCCGUGUAUUCAGUCAACACAGGUCAGCAAGAUUGUGUUGAAGGAUAAAUUGGAUUUCCUGUGGGAGAGGUGGGCAAGCACAACCUGAGCUCUUUUCUAAACCAGAGUGCUGCAAAAUGCAAUGGUUCACCUUCAGCAGUGGAUUUUCAACCGGUGAGAACUGGAACUGUCUAGGGGACUCCAGCUUCAACCUGUGAUGAAAGCAUUUCUUCAAACAACACGUUGAAAUUCUGUCUUCUGAGUUUGAUCUUUUUCACAUUUAAACUCCAAUGCAGAACUAUGGGGAUGCUGUACUAUCGGAGAAGCUGAUUUAGAAAGUGACAUAAAAUCUCUCUACAUCCAUUUUCUUGGCUAACACAGAAAAUUCUUGGGUUUCAGAGAGUAGCAGGGGAGGUGUGCGUGUCCAGCCCAGAUCAUUUCAUCGCUGCUUCUCCAAGCUUGUUUCCUGCAUUAGUAAUGUCAUUUACUGUAAAACGCUAGGCCAAUCUGAAUUCAAAAAUGAUGUCUUAUAAAUGUGCCUUCUUUUAGUGCAGGGUUUCAGAGCUGUGAUGAUUUGUAUGCAAACGGCUUUUCUUUAUAGGAUCACAUUUUUGCGAUGAUGGCUUCUGACAGUUGACCUUGGGUUUUUGAGUGUUUAAACCUAUUUAGAGCAUCUACAGUCAUGGCCAGAGUUUGGGCUGUAACUCGUGUGAAAUUUGUGUGGAGAUGAAUCCUUGCAGUCGUGCCAUCAAACUGUAACAGUCAUUAAGCAUUUGUUGCCAUAUGUCCCACCGCCGAACCAAGUGAUUAUAUAAAAGGUUGUGCCUUAAUGUGCCUUUAACAUGCAAGACUUCUGGUACAAGUUUAACGUUACCUAAAUAUUAAAUAUUUGGAUACAAA